AUGUUGUUUUCACGUUAUAUCACCUUUGCGGUCAUCCUUGCUUUUGCAAUGGUCUUCAACGUUGCCAUGGCCGGUCCCUUUCCGUCCUUCAUAACUACAAGCCAAUAUGUGAAUUGGAAUCCAAGCCUAUACGCUUGGAAUUCUCAAUAUAACUGUCCAACCUACAAUCAACAACCAUUGUUUUAUUUAAACAAUCAAUAUUUCUAUGAGCUUGGAAAUAUUCGAUACUAUGUUCCAGGUAGUACUUUAUCACCCAACAUUUGUUUAACAUACCCUGUCAAUACUUGGACUCCAUUCAAUUACAAUGGAUAUUCCGCCUGGAGCUGGAACAGCCUUAAGCUCCGUUACAAUAAUGGAUGGAACUUUUUUUGA
This is a messenger RNA of Melampsora larici-populina 98AG31, 372 nucleotides long. RefSeq lists its product as uncharacterized. The record is from RefSeq and is a predicted model, not a curated record. The coding region runs from base 1 to 372 and encodes 123 amino acids. NCBI's taxonomy places the organism in Eukaryota, Fungi, Basidiomycota, Pucciniomycetes, Pucciniales, Melampsoraceae. The transcript is spliced from 2 exons.